CUGUUCUAUUUGAUGAUUCAUAAUAUUUUGAAGCCAUAUAUUAAACAGGUUUGCGUCGUAUAAUCAACAUUCACUGUGAAACUUUAUUCGGAGUGCGACGCAUUAUCGUGUCAGUGUUUAUUUUGCUAUAAUUCUGAGAUUUUUAAAUCAAGUUUUUUUCUGCAAUGGAGGACCAAGUUCCAUUCAAAGUCUAUACCUUCUGGGGGAAGCAUGAGCAGCCCGAAGUCAGAAGAUUCGGUGUUGAGAAGAGUGUUGUCACCAGCUUCCAUUACCUGAACGCCAAGCUUCAGGAUGUGUACCCAGGUCUUAAGACAAAGACCUACUCUGUGGCAUGGAAAGAUGAGGAUGGUGAUGAUGUUGUGGUCUCAUCCGAUGAUGAGGUGAUGACCGCACUGCAGGCGUUGAGUGGAGAUGUCAUCAAGUUAUACGUUUACUGCAAGGCUGAGGAAGCCAAAGACGAUGACUGUGACAUCAUUUUGACAGCUGUAACUGGCAAUCCCAGUGGUGCGCCCGAUACCCCAGCUGUUCACUAUGGAGUGAUGUGCGACUCUUGCGACGGUUCCGUCAUUGGGUUCCGCUACAAGUGUUCCGUGUGCGAUGACUACGACCUGUGCUCACAAUGCGAGGCGGCCGGCAAGCACCCUGAGCACUGCAUGGUGCGAGUGCCCACGCCGAACAUGUCUCGCACAGUCAUUAAAGCUGCGAUUAAAAGGUCCCGUCAUUUCCUGAAGUCGGUUGCAAACGCCAUGGCCGCCGAGGAUUGCCCCUACAAGAAGCACCGCGCCGAGCGUGGAGCGGAGAGGAAGCAUCACCGCGGCGGACACGGCCCUCACGCCGAGCAUGGUGAGCAUAGCCGCCGCAGACAACAACGUGUCAGCUGGCUCGACACCUUCACCACUUACAUGAACGAGUUCGCCAACCUUGCUGGAGACAUCGACAUCGGAGAGGACAGACCCAGGCCAGAGGAAACUAAAACACCCAACCAAACUGAAACUCAAGGACAGGUCCCCCAAGCGACCCAGGCUAAGCCGCAGACCACUACCCAAUCCACUCAAGCUCCGAAACAACCUGAGCCGACUACAUCUGCUAGUGCGCAGACUCAAUGCCCAUUCGGCUCCUCAAGACCUUACGGUCCGACGACCAUCAACGUCAAGGAUCUUAUACAAUCAUUCUUGCGUAAUUUGCCGGAACAGGGCAUUUAUGUGCCCCCGCCAGCUCAGCCUCAGAGCGCACCUACUAACGCUACUCCGGCCCCUUCCGCGGCCCCAGCUAAUGACGUAGAAAUGGGUCAAGGAGACAGAAAGGCGCCUGAGCCUGAUGACGUCACCGUUAGGACCGAAACAUCUGCUGCUUCAAGUGUUAAUGAUUACCCUAGAGAUGCUUCGCCUGACAAAGCUGAUGACUGGACUGUGAUUAAUAAGGAAAAAGACUUGAUGGACACAGCCAGUGCCCCUGCUGAAGCUGCUGCUCCCAUCGGCUUCAACCUGCCGGAAGAGUUCCAAGAGCGCGUGAAGAUCGCUGAAGGUGGCCUGUACCCACCCCUGAACACUUCCACUGCUGUGUUGAAUCCUAAAGAGCCUGCGGUACAAAAGCCCUCUGCGCCCCCGGCUGCCGCUGCUGCUGCCCCGACUCCAGCGCCUGGUCCCAAGCCUCAGGCACAGCCGGCACCAGCCACAUCGGCCGCACCAACCACCCCACCCAGGCAACGCCACCCAAAAGCUCACAUUGACGCAGCAAUUCAACAAAUGCUGGCUAUGGGUUUCACCAACGAAGGUGGAUGGUUGACUCAACUCCUGGAGAGUAAGGAUGGCAACAUUGCUGCAGUACUGGAUCUUCUCACCCCUGUCAACACCCGGAAGUAGACGUCACGCUUUCUAGCCGUUCAGGCCUACAUUAUUAUUAUUCACGAUUUUAUAAUUAGGAUAAUAGUUUUACUCCACAAUUUAUUGGAAAUAUAUCUUACAAAUAUUAUGUGAUUAUUCAGAUGUGAUAGGGAAUAAGAUGAAGAUGGAAUACUUACAAUAGAUUAGCAUAGACAUGUAAGCCCUAUAAAUGUUAUUGUAUGGGUGAAGGGAUAUAGAGAAUAAAUACAAUAUUAUCCAUCUAGAUGUAGUUGUUCUAUUUUCUCUUCUCUCUAUCCAUUUAGGGAUAUUUAUAGAUCUUGCCUUUAGUAGUUUUAGCUUAUAAAUACUUAAAUUAUACUAUAAGUUCUGGGCAUUCUAUACAUAAUUAUAUAUUGAUAUACUGCAUUAUACUUAAAAUAUGCAUUGAAAUAUAUGGAAUCACAUUCCUAAAAAGAUUUUAAUAAAUACUAUUCUGUAUGACAUUGUUUUGUGACAAUUAUUUACUUUUGUUUAUGUUGUGAAUGAAUUCUGUGAAAAUAUUUAUUAUUUAUGAUUAUGAAGUAUCUACUAUGGAUAAUAAUUAAAUCGAAUGUGAUAUUUGGUUAUGACUGAAUUUAUAGUAGUAUUAUAUGUAGUGAGUUUAUUAGGUAUAUGUUAGAACCUAGUUCUAUCUAUAAUACGAUAAUGUGUGUAUCUUAUUAAUAUAAUAAAUUAAAUGGUAUUCAAUAAAGGAUUUAAAAGGGAA
Messenger RNA from Helicoverpa zea (corn earworm), 2589 nucleotides. Its product is annotated as protein ref(2)P-like. The transcript has 9 exons. Gene Ontology annotation, molecular function: protein kinase C binding; zinc ion binding; K63-linked polyubiquitin modification-dependent protein binding. The record is from RefSeq and is a predicted model, not a curated record. The coding region runs from base 165 to 1862 and encodes 565 amino acids. Gene Ontology annotation, cellular component: aggresome; amphisome. Gene Ontology annotation, biological process: aggrephagy; endosome organization; mitophagy. Lineage: Eukaryota; Metazoa; Arthropoda; Insecta; Lepidoptera; Noctuidae.